AUGACCGUGUGUACUAAACGACUGGUAACCUUUUCGGAGGCUCUCACUGAAAAUGCUACGAGUAAAGUUGUAGAUGCAGAUCGUUUUGCUGAUGCAGAAAGUCUACCGCCACUAGACAGUGAAAACAACUACGAAUUAACUGGCUGGGAGGAAACAGGCGGCAAAACUGUCUUGAAGUUUAGAAGAAAAUUUGACACCUGUGAUACUAAAGACAGAAAGAUUGAGCAAGGAACCACAAAAGUCGUGUUUGCUUAUCACACAGAAGACCCAAACUCUGAGGAUGACAUCAAGCGACAUACCUUUCGGGGUUCGAGGAGUAUACUUCUCCUGAACAACUUGGACAAAAAAACUGUGAAUGAGAAAGGAUGGAAGCAAUUUGACGUUUUCAGUUAUAAUGUUACAAUCCCCAAAAAGCUUACAACAUACUGGUGUUCUCUUGUCAAGGCCCCGGAAAUUAAAGGAAAACACCACAUAACAAAGUUCGAGCCAAUAAUAAAAAAAGGAAACGAAGGCAUCGUACAUCAUCUUGUAGUCUACGGAUGUUCAGGGAAUUUCAACGACAGCCAUUAUGGUUCUGGCUAUGAUUGCCAGGAUCCAAACAUGCCAAUAAGACAGUGUUACGGCUCUACAGAUAUUGUGGCAGCAUGGGGAGUUGGGGGCGAGGCAUUUUACUAUCCACCGCACACUGGUUACCCGAUUGGAACAGAAGAUUCACCAAGUAGUUACUUUCUCGAACUACACUAUGACAAUCCAGAGAACAUUGAAGGACGCAAAGACAACUCGGGAGUUCGUUUUCACUACACUCCUCACCUCCGUGAGUACGAUGCUGGUACAAUGACUGUUGGAGAAGCAGUCACCUCAUAUAUGAUAAUUCCGCCAAAACAAGAAUCCUGGUUAACUAAAGGAUAUUGUCCCAAAGAGUGUUAUCAGAAAACGUUGGAAUCGACGUCACUACCGGAAAAAGGAAUUAAGUUGUUUGCUUCUUUCCUUCACACUCAUCUACAGGGGCGUGCAACAUGGACGAAACAUGUCCGCAACGGAGUUGAAUUACCUGAAAUUGUACGAGAUGACAAUUAUGAUUUUAACUUUCAGGACAUACAAAUUUUAAGGAAGGAGGUUCACGUAAAACCGGGAGACGAUUUGAUUCACUACUGUAAAUAUGAGACUGUGGACCGUGAUAAGCUCGUAAUGGGUGGGAUAUCAACCUCUCAAGAGAUGUGCCUAAACUUCUUGUUUUAUUAUCCAAAAGUGAAGAACGUCUCGUUGGACUGCGUCAGUAUUCAAAAAAACCCAGUACAAGACUUCAUCCGAAGUAACAUUCCAUCCCUGAACGUGUCGUCUGAGUGGUCUAAUCCUCUUGUUGGUGCGAACGUUACUUGGACGAGAGAAAUGGCAAUGGACUUGCAGAGGAGAUACGAUGAGGCUGAAACAUUUCUUGUACCUUGUCUUUGGGGAAAAAUACCCCAAAACAGGUUGCCAGUGCCGAAGAUAACCCGCUCUCUGCCACCAAAAGAGUCAAAGUGUGACAAGCAAGUUGCUGCUUCUGCCACGGUGAAUGCCUCUCGUGUCGUUUUUCUCUUUUUGCUGAUGGUGUAUUUGAUGUUUCUGUAAAAUUUGAUAAGCAUUUUUUGACGCAUCAUAAAAGAAACUGUUUUAUAGACAAGAUGAAGAAAUAAAAAAACAGUUUGUUAGUUCUGGUGA
Messenger RNA from Stylophora pistillata, 1701 nucleotides. RefSeq names its product DBH-like monooxygenase protein 1 homolog. NCBI's taxonomy places the organism in Eukaryota, Metazoa, Cnidaria, Anthozoa, Scleractinia, Pocilloporidae. Gene Ontology annotation, biological process: dopamine catabolic process; octopamine biosynthetic process; norepinephrine biosynthetic process. The record is from RefSeq and is a predicted model, not a curated record. Gene Ontology annotation, molecular function: dopamine beta-monooxygenase activity; copper ion binding. Gene Ontology annotation, cellular component: secretory granule membrane.